GUGAGUAUCUCAGAGAAUCAAAUCCUCAUGGAUUUCCUCUUCAACUACUCCGGCUACCAAGGGGAGGAGGGCAGGAAAGGGGGAGGGAGAAGCAGUGUUGCCAGGAGCGGCGCGGAGUUACACUGUUUCAAAAUGUUACUCUUUCCCCUCUCAGUUGUUGCGACGCGUUGUUGCUGGUAACCGUUCACACGCUGGCGGCGGACCGGGAGCCCGGAUCGUUCCCUCGGACCGGCGAGGAGGCGGCGGCUGCAGCCUGUUGUUACUUUUCUCUCUGGGUGUUGUGGUUUGACUGCCGUCACCAUGCAUUGAGGAUCGCUGCUGUUGCCGCUGCAGCACAUUUAACAGGUUAUGAAGACAGUAUGGAGUUUCCAGACCACAGCAGACAUUUGCUCCAGUGUCUGAGUGAGCAGAGGCACCAAGGUUUUCUUUGUGACUGCACUGUCUUGGUUGGAGAUGCCCAGUUUCGAGCCCAUCGUGCUGUGCUUGCUUCGUGCAGCAUGUACUUCCAUCUCUUUUACAAGGACCAGCUGGACAAAAGGGACAUUGUUCAUCUGAACAGCGACAUUGUUACAGCGCCAGCUUUCGCUCUUCUCCUUGAAUUCAUGUAUGAAGGGAAACUCCAGUUCAAAGACUUGCCUAUUGAGGACGUACUUGCAGCUGCGAGCUACCUACACAUGUAUGACAUAGUGAAAGUCUGCAAAAAGAAGCUGAAGGAAAAAUCGACCACAGAAGCGGACAGCACCAAGAAAGAAGAAGAUGCCUCGAGCUGCUCCGAUAAAGGGGAAAUCUCCUCGGUGAGCAGCGCACAUGUCGUGGGGGAACUGGCAAGCGAGGAUGAAACUGAGGAGGAGAAACUGAGCGCGGCGGUGUCAAGCAAAAGGGACUUAGUUAUUGAAUCUGGGAGCAUGUGGAUGAGAUUACCCUCUGACUCAGCAGGCAUCACUCAGCCUGGUGUGGAGGUUGAGACACAUGCGAUAACAGCUGGAAAAACAGUGUCCAGUCCCUGCAGCUCAACAGGGCCUUUGUCCCAGAGGUCUGCCAGCUCCAUUAAAGAUUCAGCAGAUGUUGACUGUGUGCUGGAUUUGUCUGUCAAGUCCGGGCUGUCAGCAGGAGAAAACGCGAGCCACCCUUAUGUCUCGCCACAUGAAGACGGUUCCAGAAAUAACCUGAUCCAGGUUAAAGUCGAGAAAGAAGUGUUUUCUGACGAGGAAGGCAGCAGCACUAAUGACUUUGAUAUGGAUCAAAGUAGCACAGCGAAAGACAGUGCAAGUACAAUGAACAGGGUUCAUUACGACUCACUCCAUGUAUCUGCCAGAAGAGAGGCUUCUGUUUCGAGCGAGAUGGACCGGGAGGAUCGAGCCAGUGACGACGAGAUGAUGACCGCUGAGAACGAUGGAGCCCAGAUGGAGGGAAACAUGGACAGCAGCUUGCUCCCUUACUGCUCUAAUAUACUUGGCUCCGCGGGCCAAAUCUUCAUGUGUCCUCUGUGCAACAAAGUCUUUCCCAGCCCGCACAUCCUGCAGAUCCACCUGAGCACGCACUUUCGAGAGCAGGACGGCCUCCGUAGCAAGCCCGCCGCCGAUGUCAACGUCCCCACCUGCUCGCUGUGUGGGAAGACUUUUUCAUGUAUGUACACCUUAAAACGGCAUGAGCGAACUCAUUCAGGGGAAAAGCCAUACACCUGCAGUCAGUGUGGGAAGAGCUUCCAGUAUUCGCAUAAUUUGAGCCGGCACGCAGUGGUCCACACCCGGGAAAAGCCACACGCGUGUAAGUGGUGUGAGCGCAGGUUCACGCAGUCGGGUGACCUGUAUAGACACAUCCGAAAAUUUCACUGUGAGCUGAUAAACACACUCUCUGUUAAAACAGAGUCUCUUAACUUGCCUGCAAUGCGAGACUGGACCAUAGAAGACAGCUCGCAAGAACUCUGGAAAUAAAACCUAGCUGUGGAGCAUUCUAAAAAUCAAGUUUCUGGUAAUUUCUUCUACAGCUUUUUGGGCACUGAGUUCUCUCCACAAAAUAAUAACUAUAAGUACUUGUUUAUCACAACACAGUCUACAAAAAUGAGAUUCUGUGAUUCAUAAUGCAACAUAAGGUAAAUAAUAAUUAACUAUUAAACUCGACACUUAUUUAAUAAAUGUUCUUAUUUUCUUUUUAAAUGCACCCUGCAGUUGUGGAGUGCACUGCAAAGGAUGCUGCUGUAUAGUUCACGAGGUUUUGUUGUUGAAAUUUUAACAAUGAACCACUAAUUCCUUAAGGUCUUCAUUGAAACUUGUUAAUAUUUUAAUGUUGCACAAUUUCUGGAUAUUUAAAACUUUUUUUGUACAAUGCUGUAAACAAAAUAAUUAUGAAUUUCAUUUCCGUAUGCCUGGGAAAGUGCAUUUGCAAAUGAAUGGUUCUUGACCCUGUUUAUUCUUAACCAGAAACUUGAUGUAAUUUAGAUUCUAAAUGUAUGGGAUUUUCAGGCAAAUUAAAAUUAUGUUUGAAAUGUGAAUUAUAUUACUGUACGUCUUACUGCAUUGAAUGGAUUUAACGAACCUGAUGGAUUGUUUUCAUGCUCUUAGUCAGGUAUUAUGAAAGUAAAUAUUGAGGCUAUAGAAAAUGCAUGAGUUUUAUCGGAUGUUUUAGGGUUCUCUUUUCGCAAUUCUAUGAACUUGGCAAAGUGUGUAACUUAAGUUUUUAUUUAAUUAGUGAGACAUUUUCUUUUCCUGAGAUGCAUUUUUGCCAAGUGCGGUAGCACCGUGAAAAAUGCCACUGGUGUUGCACAGCAAUUUUUUUUUAAAGUGCACUGCUAUGCAGUUUCAAUGUGUGAAACAUCUUUCCCAGUCGUCUGUGUUCUCAAUAUUACAGAUAGUGAUACAGCACAAAUUCCAGUGGAAGUUCCCUGCUUUUAUGUGAUCAGAAUUGGUGGUUAAUAGAAAUCAAUUGAUUACAUUGGCCAUGAAGUUUUGGGGGUGGGUGGGGGUGGGCAAGAAGGAUCCAUGAACCCAAUUUUGAAGAAGGGGGUUCAUUAUAUAAUGUGUAACCAAGCAGCUGAAGUGGCUGCUUGGUAUGUGUGUGGUUUUAAUGAACAACACAUAUGGCAAGUGUUUUGCACAGUGUUUGUUUUCCUGUCUUGCACUCGCAAUAAGGUCUCUGGGAGUAGCACGGAAACGUGGCUGUUUUCCCCCUUUUUUUUCGUGGGUUUUAUUAUUUUUACUGAUUGCCUUAACUACUGUAAACAUAGCUUAUUUUUGUGCACAAAGGCAAUAUGAUUAUUAAUGGAAAACUAGAUUGUGUAUUGCUGGAUUUUUUUUAAAGCGGGUCAAAUGAGUUUUCUUUUGGCUCUUGACAUUGUUUUAAAGCUGUGAAAUGGCCUCUAAGAUUCUGUAAUUAUGCUAGUUACUUGAAGAGUUUAAAUGUCUGACAAAAGUAAGUUGAACUGUAGAUUUUAAAAAAAAAUUGUUUAGGUAA
Molecule: messenger RNA, 3450 nt
Organism: Pristis pectinata (smalltooth sawfish)
Lineage: Eukaryota; Metazoa; Chordata; Chondrichthyes; Rhinopristiformes; Pristidae
Gene: zbtb18
Product: zinc finger and BTB domain containing 18
Exons: 2
Coding region: 360-1934 (524 amino acids)
Biological process (GO): regulation of transcription by RNA polymerase II
Cellular component (GO): nucleus
Molecular function (GO): DNA-binding transcription factor activity, RNA polymerase II-specific; RNA polymerase II cis-regulatory region sequence-specific DNA binding; protein binding
Source: RefSeq, a predicted model, not a curated record